AUGGCCUACGACGGGUAUCAUCAAAGUUCCAAGCCCUAUCAGAUGGGCAACAUGAACCCCGACCCGAAUCUUCAAGGCUACUCGCCCACGCCUCCUUACCCAUCGCUUCAUGAGCCCGAUCGGAUCAACAUGCCGCAACCUCAGAUGUCGGGCACCUCGGCAGCCCCUAAGAUGGAGCCGUAUACUCAGUCCCCGUAUGCGCAAAGCACCGAGAACCUCAACGACGCCGUCAGCUCCGCCGUCCACAACAAUGUCUCUUCACCUUCUUAUCUAUCUCCUGAUGUCUUAUCGCAGAUCACAGCGACCGUCAUCCAACAGCUGAAAGCGUCUGGCCUGAAUAAUAUCCAAGGGUCCGCACCAUCCCCCGCAUCUGUGCCUCCCCCACGAUCGCAGUCGCAACAGCCGCCAUUUCCAACAACUGAAUACCCGCCUCGACCGCAUUCUGAAUCCCCACCAAACGCGCAAAGAAGCGGAUCGCUUCCUACCCCAAACCCCAUGUCGAACAGCUAUGACCCCUCGACAUUUCCCGCUCCCUCUGGAUAUUCAAGUGACUCCCGACCAAACCCUAAGCCGACUCCAGAUCCGCCUCUGCGCAGACGUGAUUCAAUCUCCAGUCAUGGUAGUCACAAAGCGGAUGUCACCCGUCCCAAGCCUCCAUCGCGUGAUGCGACGGCUAUGGAAAUGACCACACUGGAGAGAAUUUGGGGCAAGUUGUUCGAGGAUGGAAAGCCGACAAAGAGGCUUGGUCAGUUCUUGCGCGGAAUUGCAAUGCACUUGAUUGAGGAUUAUCCUCCCGGCAACACUCUUGUGAUUGUGCCUCACAAGUUGCAGAAGUUCUAUGCUGAUACAGAUGUGUCGUGGGACGCUUAUCCGUGGCAAGACAUUUUCGAUGACCGCACAUCCUCGAUCUCUAGGCUCUUCCGUGAUGUCAAGGCGCAGCACCACCUCGUUCAAACCGAAGAACUCAAGGACCGUCCGGAUAUUCCAGGCCUAACUCCCAAGGGAUUCGAGCUCUGGGCUACUUUGAUGAUCCAAGCCAACCCGGAACGCGAAUAUGAGCGCUUGCAAAAGGCCGUGCUUAAUAUGCCAAUCAGCAACCCGGAUGACAAGAAAGAGCGUUUCCCCAAGGAGAUGCCUCGUCGGCUCUUCCCUGAGGUCGCUGAUAUCAGCCUGAGAGAGGAACUCGAGGAGUAUAUCAUGAAACACUGUGGUGUCGAUCUCCCACCAGUCACCGAGGAAGAGCGCUCGCAGGCUGAGCGCUCGAGGAAACUCUCGCCCUCCUCCGUCCCCUCGUCCAACGAACGAGCCCGUUCAUAUGAGCGAGGACGACCGCCACCCUCCGCCUCGUCAUCGUCAGCAGUAAUUGAUGACGAAGACGAACCAAUCCCUUCAGCUCCUAUUGAGCGCGAAAGAAAGCCAUAUUCCGCUCAGCCCGGCGGCGGCAAAAAGUACGACGAGCUAGGCCAUAAAAAAGAACUGGGCCACACUCGCAGCCGAACGGGCUCUUUCACAAGCCGGCCGCCCGAUAUCCCAAGACCUUCGGACAAAUUCGACUCUAUGUAUUCUUCCCGCUCUGGCUCUGGCCCCGCUCCUGCUCGUCGGUUCUCCAGGGAGUCGCGCAGCUCGUCCCGAGGCAUGGGUCACGAAUAUCGACACUCGGAAAGUGAUCUGUUGGAUCGUGACCGUGCUCCCCGCUACAACGGGGUGUCUGCUCAAGACUUGUAUUCCGAGCCGACUUCGAUGCUACCUGAGGAAGAUGGUCGGAGGUAUAGAGAUACUAAAGCACACCGGAGCAGCCGGGCUGCCCCCGAGGACGAAUACUACCGUGGCAUGUUGGGUGGACAAGGUGGUGGCUCGAAGUAUUAUCACUGA
This is a messenger RNA of Penicillium atrosanguineum, 1872 nucleotides long. RefSeq lists its product as uncharacterized. Lineage: Eukaryota; Fungi; Ascomycota; Eurotiomycetes; Eurotiales; Aspergillaceae. The coding region runs from base 1 to 1872 and encodes 623 amino acids. The transcript is spliced from 3 exons. The record is from RefSeq and is a predicted model, not a curated record.